Molecule: messenger RNA, 261 nt
Organism: Symbiodinium pilosum
Lineage: Eukaryota; Dinophyceae; Suessiales; Symbiodiniaceae
Source: the annotation of a GenBank genome assembly
AACGUUAGCUGGGAGGAUGACAUUCCAGCAAACACCGGCGAGCUCGCCACAGCGAAGCUCACGGUGUUGCUUGAACACUUCCAGGCAGUUUACAAGAUGCCAGUCAAGGACUUGAAGCGGACGAUCAACCAGACGCGCCACGUGCUGGAGGAGCUGGGAAUGACUGCUUUCUGCUAUGCCCUGCGGGAUUGCAUCGUUCCCCAGCUGGAGGCCCAUGCGGAGCUGCUGGACGCCACCAACGGAUCUGGCUAUCGCCAGGAG